AUGGUCUUCCAACUCAUAACCCAAUUCCUCUUCAUUGGCGCGAGUGUUGCCUCGGUCCUGCCAAGAGCCUCUACCGUGCAAUGGGGGAAGUGCGACGAUGGGUUGCAGGCCAGUCCGCCAGCGCAGUGCGGGAACAUCUCUGUGCCCUUAGACUACACGAGCGCGAACGCCUCGGCAACGUAUACGCUGCCGCUGCUGAGAAUCCCCGUGGCUGCUAACAUUACAUCAAGAGGGUCCAUCAUAAUCAACUUUGGGGGCCCCGGGCAACCAGGGAUCCCAUUGCUGGCGGCGCAAGCUCAAGCGAUUCGGAGUUCCUUGAGUCCCGACUACGACCUCAUCAGCUUCAACCCUAGGGGAACGAAUAAGGACGAGCUCUUCUUCUCCUGCUAUACAGAGGAAGAGAGAACGCGCGUCUUCAACCCUGACCCGCUGGCCGAGAUGUGGUACGACGAGUCGGAUGUGGCGCCCGGUAUGAUCUGGGCGGAAUCCAAGCUGCGCGCAGAUCAGUGCUUCAAGAGCAGGGGAGAUGUAGGCGGUCUCGUGGGCACGGUGUUUGUGGUCAGGGACAUUGUCAAGAUAUCCGAGGCUGUGGGCGACGAGCUGGUUAACUAUUUCGGGAUUUCCUACGGUACUGUGCUUGGGGCAACGCUGGUAUCCAUGUUUCCAAACAAGGUGGGUAAGGUGGUGCUCGACUCCGUGGGCAACCCCCAUGGAUAUAUCCAUGACAUGAACGAGCUCGGCAGCCGAGCCAGGACUGAUGCCACCUUCGACGCCCUCCUCUCCCAGUGCGUCGCCCAGGGCCCAAUCGAGUGCCCCCUCGCCCGCCACGCCUCCACGGCUGCCGAGUUGCAGGCCAAGAUCUACGCCAUGAUCGACGCCGCCCGCGCGAACCCAAUCGCCCUACCCCUUGAGCACGCGCGCUACGACACGACAAUCGUCCGGGGCACGGUAGUCGAUUAUAGCACCCUCAAGACUAUGGCCUUCCUCUCGCUGUUCGCGGCUGGUACCCAGACCCAGAUGCUGGCCGGCCUUGACGGCGCCCUCCGCGAGGACUGGGCCACCUAUGCGGCCUGGCGGGAUGCCCUGGACGGCGCCUUUGCGAGCCAGCUGGAUAGCGAGGUUUGCCUGGGCAUCUCAUGCGGCGACUCGACCCCGCGAUCCGAUGACCCGGAGCUCGUGCCGGACGGGAUGGAGGCCGCGAGCCGCAUCAGCCGCAUCGCUGGUGGAGCAGGACCCUCGAACGGGCUCGGGUUCCGGAGCUCCAUUUGCGCGCAGUGGCGGGUUGCUGCCAAGGAACGGUACCUCGGGGACUACAAUGUCUCGACCAAGAACCCGGUGCUCAUCGUGAAUAACAGGUACGAUCCGGCCACGCCGUUGGAGUUGGCGCGCAAUGUUAGUGCAGGGCUGGCGGGCAGCCGAGUCGUGGAAGUGAAUAAGAUUGGUCAUGGUGCUGUUGUCGCGGCAUCGAAGUGCCUACAGGAUGUCAUCGCCGACUUCUUUGGGCGCGGCAUCAUGCUAGAGGUGACCUUGUGCGAGCUUGACGAGCCUCUCCUACAGACUGACGGGACUCUUGGAGGCCUCUAG
Molecule: messenger RNA, 1584 nt
Organism: Clonostachys rhizophaga
Lineage: Eukaryota; Fungi; Ascomycota; Sordariomycetes; Hypocreales; Bionectriaceae
Source: the annotation of a GenBank genome assembly